CAUAUCUUUGUUAUCUCACUCUAUUCCUGGCAGGAUGAGUAUUUUGAAGUUGAUAAUUCAGCAGUUAAACAUGAUGGAUUUUAUGUCAAUAGAGGAAAGUUAGAGCGGAUAGAACCUUCGACAACAUCUAACCAGCAACCCAAAAAGAGGCGACGCAAAGAUCCAGCAAAACCAUUUGGUGAUGCCGUUGGCGUCUCUGAUAAACACACCAAGUUGUCCUUAACAGCUAGGGGAAAGGAUCAGUCAACGGCGUCCGGGUCCUCUUUGAAGAGAAAGUAUAAUGUCGCAAGGAAAACACAGGAGCCACCUUUUCCUUUUGGAGCGCAAGAUGCGAAUAUUUCAUUAUCUCUGGAUGAUGUGAAGCAUUCUGAUAGAGCAAAUCAUCAGAAUAAGAAGGACACAUGUCCCAAGUCAAAGGAAACUGGAUCCUCUAGUGCCCUUCAUCAGAAAUACAGCAACAAAGGCUUACAUCAACAAUCUAAGUCCCUGCCAGGAAAAUCUCUGCCCAAUGUUUCUGCAGAGGCAACAAUAGUCCGCCAGAAAGAAAACAAUGGUAUGCAUGAGCUGGCAAAUGCAAAAAGCAGACAAUCUAGUCAAGCGUCUAAAAGAGAUGGUUCUAAUGUGAAGUCUAAAAUCUCCAUCCUCGAGAAAGCCAUAAGGGAAUUGGAGAAGGUGGUUGCCGAAUCAAGGCCUCCUGCUAUCAAUGAGAAUCAAGAAGCUGAUACCUCAUCCCUGGCAGUUAAGAGGAGAUUGCCAAGAGAUGUAAAACUGAAACUUGCUAAAGUUGCUAGGAUAGCGGCAAGCCAAGGGAAAUAUACGGCAGAGUUAAUCAACCGUCUUAUGAGCAUUGUCGGUCACCUAAUCCAGCUUAGGUCACUGAAGAGGAACUUGAAAAUCAUGAUUGAUAUGGGCGAUUCUGCAAACCGAGAAAAGGAUACUAGGUUCCAGCAAAUCAACAAUGAAGUUCUUGAUAUGAUAAAAGCGAAAGUUUCUUUGAUGGAAACGCAGGAAACUAAACCAGAAGGUGGAACAUCAGACGAUUUUCAUGACCCUGUAGAAAAGCCAUCUUUGAAGAAGUUUGUCAUGGAUGCGGCGUUGGAGGAUAAAUUGUGUCAUCUAUAUGAUAUCUUUAUUGAGGGACUGGAUGAAGAAGAUCAAGGUCCACCAAUAAGAAAGCUAUAUGCCAAUCUGGCUGAACUCUGGCCAAAUAGAUUAAUGGAUAAUCAUGGGAUCAAGCGUGCAAUUUGCCGGGCAAAAGAGAGGCAAAAAGCUUUGUUUGGGAACCUUGGGAAGGAGAUGGAUCAAACAAAAAUGAAGAAGAGCAGGAAGCAGUUGGUACCAAAAACAGACUGGACAGCUCAGCCCAACACGGAAUCAGUGGCUCAGAGACAACAAAGUGGAGAGAAAAUGACUGGUGAUCCAAACGCAACCAGCACUUCCUUGGUCACCAGUCAAACUAUGGUUGACAGAUCAAAUCAGCAGCAUGAGAGGCUAAAGGGAAGCUUAAACUCUUGCAAUCCUGCAGAAGAAACAAGAGUGGUGAAGAGAAAGACAACAGAGGCCAUAAUGUCUGAGAAACAAGUCGUUCUUGCCCUGAAGAAGCCCGAACAUCCACCGACACGUGUUAUCCCAGUCCCUCAGAAUCUGAACAUCGCACAUACAACUCCGGACCUGAACUUGCCAAGUUGACCUCACGAAGGAGUUCUUAAAAACACAUAGAAAUGUGGAGACAAAGAACCUCCGGCCUCUUCCUUCUCUUGCAUCUUCAUAUGGCACGGCAUUGGUACUGGCGAUGCUGAUGCUUGGUUUUUAGAUACGAAGCAUGGUUGGUUUAUAAAGAUGUCCGUAUUAUCAUAUUUAGUUUCUCUAUUUAAGUGUCCUUUUAAGUCCAUUGUAUAAAAGUUAACGAUUUUUACGAGCAGCUUUUACAACUGAAGCUUUUUGGAUAAAAACUAAAAAUAGUUGAAAAGUAGAUUCCGGACUUU
Camelina sativa (false flax) is the source of this 1985-nucleotide messenger RNA. NCBI's taxonomy places the organism in Eukaryota, Viridiplantae, Streptophyta, Magnoliopsida, Brassicales, Brassicaceae. The record is from RefSeq and is a predicted model, not a curated record.